UCCGGCCCCGCUGUGCUCCGCUGCGUCCCGGCCGCCGAUCCUCGGCGAUGCAGCGCGGCGCCGCCUGGGCGCUGCUCUUGGCCUCGGUCCUGGGGCUAGGGGCGCGCGGGGUUCGCGGCGCGGUGGCCCUCGCCGACUUCUACCCUUUCGGCGCGGAGCGCGGCGACUCUGUCACCCCCAAGCAGGACGAUGGCGGCUCGGGUCUGCGGCCGCUCUCCGUGCCCUUCCCGUUCUUCGGCGCCGAACACUCCGGACUCUACGUGAACAAUAAUGGGAUCAUCUCCUUCCUGAAGGAGGUCUCUCAGUUCACCCCAGUGGCCUUUCCCAUCGCCAAGGACCGCUGCGUAGUGGCAGCCUUCUGGGCAGAUGUGGACAAUCGACGUGCAGGUGAUGUGUACUACCGGGAGGCCACUGACCCAGCCACGCUGCGCAGAGCCACAGAGGAUGUCAGGCGAUACUUCCCUGAGCUCCUGGACUUCUCCGCCACCUGGGUUUUCAUAGCCACCUGGUACCGUGUGACCUUCUUCGGAGGCAGCUCCUCUUCCCCUGUCAACACGUUCCAGACUGUGCUUAUCACUGACGGCAAGUUCUCCUUCACCAUCUUCAACUAUGAGUCCAUCACGUGGACCACGGGCACACACGCCAGCAGCGGGGGCGACACCACGGGCCUGGGGGGCAUCGCAGCCCAGGCCGGCUUCAAUGCAGGUGAUGGGCAGCGCUACUUCAGCAUCCCCGGCUCCCGCACAGCGGACAUGGCGGAGGUGGAGACCACCACCAACGUGGGCGUGCCCGGGCGCUGGGCGUUCAGAAUCGAUGAUGCCCAGGUGCGCGUGGGGGGCUGCAGCCAUACAACCUCCGUGUGCCUGGCCCUGCGCCCGUGCCUUAACGGUGGCAAGUGCAUCGACGACUGUGUCACGGGCAACCCCUCCUAUACCUGCUCUUGCCUCUCAGGCUUCACGGGGAGGCGGUGUCACCUGGAUGUGAACGAAUGUGCUUCCCAUCCGUGUCAAAAUGGCGGGACCUGCACACAUGGUGUGAACAGCUUCAGCUGCCAGUGCCCGGCCAGCUUCGGGGGACCCACCUGUGAGACACCACUGUCUCCAUGUGACACCAGAGAAUGUAAGAACGGUGGCCGGUGCCAGGCGGAGGAGGGCUCAGCGGUGUGCCUAUGCCUGCCUGGCUACACGGGUGUGACCUGUGAGACGGAUGUGGAUGAGUGUGCCUCCAGCCCGUGCCUCAACGGGGGCUCGUGUGUCAACCUCGUGGGGAACUUCACCUGCCUGUGCACAGAGCCCUUCGAGGGACCUCGCUGUGAGACAGGAAACCACCCAGUGCCGGAUCCCUGCUUUUCGGCCCCUUGCCAGAAUGGGGGCACCUGUGUGGAUGCAGAUGAGGGCCAUGUGUGCGAAUGCCCCCAGGGCUACACCGGCCCCAACUGCAGGGAGAGAACCCCUGACCACUGUGAGUGCCGUAAUGGUGGCAGAUGCCUAGGGGCCAACACCACCUUCUGCCAGUGCCCCCCAGGCUUCUUUGGGCUCCUCUGUGAAUUUGAAGUCACAGCCACUCCCUGCAACAUGAACACGCAGUGUCCCGACGGGGGCUACUGCAUGGAGUAUGGUGGGAGCUACCUCUGCGUCUGCCACACGGACCACAACGUCAGCCACUCACUGCCAUCACCCUGCGACUCAGACCCCUGCUUCAACGGAGGUUCCUGUGAUGCCCACGAGGACUCCUACACUUGCGAGUGCCCCCGAGGGUUCCACGGCAGGCACUGUGAGAAAGCCCGACCACGCCUGUGCAGCUCUGGGCCCUGCCGGAACGGGGGCACGUGCAGGGAGGCAGGCAGCGAGUACCACUGCAGCUGCCCCUACCGCUUCACCGGGAGGCACUGCGAGAUCGGGAAGCCGGACUCCUGUGCCUCAGGCCCCUGUCACAAUGGCGGCACCUGCUUCCACUACAUUGGCAAAUACAAGUGUGACUGUCCCCCAGGCUUCUCUGGGCGGCACUGUGAGAUAGCCCCCUCCCCCUGCUUCCGGAGCCCCUGCAUGAAUGGGGGUACCUGUGAGGACCUGGGCACAGAUUUCUCCUGCCGCUGUCGAGCAGGGUACAUGGGACGCCGAUGCCAGGCGGAGGUCGACUGCGGCACCCCAGCAGAGGUGAAACAUGCCACACUGCGCUUCAAUGGCACUCGGCUGGGAUCCGUGGCCCUGUACAAGUGUGACCAAGGCUACAGCCUGAGCUCCCCCAACUACGUCCGAGUCUGCCAGCCACAGGGAGUCUGGAGCGAACCUCCACAGUGCCACGAGACAGAUGAGUGCCAAGCACAGCCCUGCAGAAAUGGAGGCUCCUGCAGGGACCUCCCAGGGGCCUUUGUCUGCCAGUGCCCUGCAGGCUUCACUGGAGUCCACUGCGAGACAGAGGUGGAUGGCUGCCACUCCAGCCCCUGCCAGCAUGGAGGCCGGUGUGAGAACGGUGGCGGGGCCUACCUGUGCGUCUGCCCAGAGGGCUUCUUCGGCUACCACUGUGAGACAGUGAGUGACCCCUGCUUCUCCAGCCCUUGUGGGGGCCGCGGCUACUGCUUGGCCAGCAAUGGGUCCCACAGCUGCACCUGCAAAGUGGGCUACACGGGCAAGGAUUGUGCCAAAGAGCUCUUCCCACCAACGGCCCUCAAGGUGGAGCAAGUGGAAGAGAGUGGGGUCUCCAUCUCCUGGCGUCCACCUGAAGGUCAGGCCGCCAGGCAGAUGCUCGAUGGCUACGCAGUUACCUACACAUCCUCAGACGGUGCCUACCGCCGCACAGACUUUGUGGACCGGAGCCGCUCCUCGCACCAGCUGCGCGCCCUUGCAGCCGGCAGAGCCUACAACAUCUCUGUGUUCUCGGUCAAGCGCAAUGCCAACAACAAGAAUGACAUCAGCAGGCCAGUGCUGCUGCUGACCCGCACACGACCCCGCCCAGUUGAGGGCCUCGAGGUCACCAAUGUGACAGCCAGCACCAUCUCAGUGCGGUGGGCUCUGCACAGGAUCCGUCAUGCCACUGUCAGUGGCGUCCGUGUGUCCAUCCAGCAUCCUGAGGCCCAGGAGGACCAAUCCACUGAUAUGGACAAGAGUGUGGACAGGUUCACAUUUGGGUCCCUGCUGCCAGGAAGGAGAUACACCAUCCAGGUGACUGCCCUCAGCGGGCUUGGGGGACAGGAGCCUCCCACUGAGAGCCUGGCCUCGACCCCACUGCAUGUGUGGACUCGGCCCCUGCCGCCAGCCAACCUGACGGCCACCAGAGUCACAGCCACCUCUGCCCAUGUGGUCUGGGACAUCCCCACUCCCAGUACCUUGCUGGAGGCGUAUGUCAUCAACGUGACCACCAGCCAGAGCACCAAGAGCCGCUACGUCCCCAACGGGAGGCUGACGUCCUACACGGUGCGGGACCUGCUGCCAGGACGGCGCUACCAGCUAUCAGUGACCGCCGUGCAGAGCGCUGAGGGUGACCAACUGCACAGUGAGCCUGCUCACCUCUACAUCAUCACCUCCUCGAGGGACGGCGCUGACAGACGCUGGCACAGGGAGGGACUGCAUCCCCGAGUGCUCAGAAACAGACCCCCGCCUGCACGCCUGCCAGAGCUGCGCCUGCUCAGUGACCGCGACGCGCCUGAAACCCAGACCCCGGCCCCCAGGUUCUCAGAACUGGUGGACGGCAGAGGGCGAGUGAGUGCCAAGUUUGGGGGCUCGCCUGGCAAAUCGGUCACCGUGAGAUCGCAACCCACGGCUCCGGUGCAGCUUGAAAACAUGGAGGAGGACCCGAAGCAGGUGCCUGAGCAGGUCAGCCUGGCCCUCCAGCUUCCUGAACACCGCAGUGACAAGGAUGGGGAAAACACCCCUGGGAACUGUUCAGAAAAUCCCUGUCAGAAUGGAGGCACCUGCGUGCCAGGUAUGGACACCCACAGCUGUGACUGCAACCCAGGGUUCAAAGGCAGACGCUGUGAGCUUGCCUGUAAAAAGGUGCCCCAGCCCUGCACUCGGCUCUUCUCAGAGACAAAGGCCAUGCCGGUCUGGGAAGGAGGCGCCUGUCACCACAUGUACAAAAGAGUCUACAAAGUACACCAGGACAUCUGCUUCAAAGAGAGCUGUGAAAGCACAAGCGUCAAGAAAACCCCAAACAGGUGCCAUCUCGGGGCGGAGGCCCACAAUGUGUCCAGCCUGUAGUGCAUAGGGUAGCAGGGCAAGGGGGGCUCGGGACUGAACACUGGGGGGAGCCACAGUCCUGUGGGCCAAGCCAGGCUGUCUUGUCUGUGCAAAUUUGUAGCCCUGCAUAGCACAUACCUGUACAUCUGAACACAUACAGAUCAGUAUAGCUGGGCAUGGUGGGUGCUGGGGGAGUCACACGGUGGAUCAUGAUGGGUGGGUCACACGGUAGGUGC
Enhydra lutris kenyoni (northern sea otter) is the source of this 4411-nucleotide messenger RNA. Its product is annotated as sushi, nidogen and EGF like domains 1. The transcript has 29 exons. The coding region runs from base 48 to 4196 and encodes 1382 amino acids. Gene Ontology annotation, biological process: Notch signaling pathway; cell-matrix adhesion. Gene Ontology annotation, molecular function: Notch binding; calcium ion binding. The record is from RefSeq and is a predicted model, not a curated record. Lineage: Eukaryota; Metazoa; Chordata; Mammalia; Carnivora; Mustelidae.